Molecule: messenger RNA, 1301 nt
Organism: Alosa alosa (allis shad)
Lineage: Eukaryota; Metazoa; Chordata; Actinopteri; Clupeiformes; Clupeidae
Product: E3 ubiquitin-protein ligase TRIM39-like
Exons: 7
Coding region: 111-1301 (396 amino acids)
Molecular function (GO): zinc ion binding
Source: RefSeq, a predicted model, not a curated record
CAGACCUGGACAAUCUGCUGAGAGAAAACAUUAUUAUUAGCCUAAUUUAGGUGAAAGUAAAAACUGUCCACCAAGAGAGAGAGAGAGAGACAAGAUUUUCACCAGACAAAAUGGGUACAAAAUACGAAAAGGAUUUCUGCUGCAUCAUGUGCAAUGACAUCUUUAAGGACCCUGUGCUCCUGACAUGCGCCCACGCUGUGUGUGAACCCUGCCUAAAGCACUUCUGGGUGGACAAUGGUGCCCACGAGUGCCCUGUCUGCAGGAGGAGGUCAUCGAAGGGUCAGCUGCUGCCAAACCUGGUCUUGAAGUACCUGUGUGAGACGUUCUGGCAGGAGAGAAGUCAGAAACCUCGAGCAGGGUGUGAGGAGCUCUGUAAAGAGCACAGUGAGCAGCUCAACUUCUACUGUAUGGAGCAUGACUUCCCCGUGUGUCUCGUGUGCCGCUUCGCCAGAAAACACACGUGCCACACCAUCAAACCACGAAACGAAGAGGAAUUUGAACCGUUUGACCUUAAGGAGGAACUGAAGUUGAGUCUAGGGCGACUAAAGACCAGACUGGAAGACCUUGAAGAAGCACAACUCGCUGGAGACGAAACCACACAUUGCAUUACGGCUCGGGCCAUACACAUCGAGCAGCUGAUCACGGAGGAGUUUGAGCAGUUCCACCGGUUCCUGCGGGACGAGGAGAAGGUCCGGCUGGCCAUCGUGAGGCAGGAGAAGGAGGAGAAGCUGCAGAUGCUGCGGGAGGUGAGCGGCCGCAUAAGGAGGAAGAUGACCUGUCUGAAAGACGCCAUCAAAGCCAUACAAAGGAAAUUGGAAGCUGAUGGGGUCACAAACCUGACGGAUUACCGGAAGACCGUUGAAAUAACCGAUUGCAAACUGCAGGAGCCAGAGAAAGUUUCAGAAGCUCUGCUCAAUGAGACGAAGCACCUGGAGAAACUGAAGUACCAAGUCAUUAAGCAGUUGAGAGAGACUGUUGAGAAGCCUGCUUUGACUCUGGAUCCCAACACUGCACACCCAGAUCUGGUCCUGUCUGAGGAUCUGACCACUGUGAGAUUCGUUGAAAAUAACCCACAGAGGUAUGACUUGUACCACAGUGUGCUGGGCUCUGUGGGCUUUGACAUGGGUACUCACUGCUGGGAUGUGGAGGUUGGGGACUAUCCACGCUGGAUUCUGGGCGUGAUGGCGGAGUCUGCUAAGAGGAAGGGAGACUUCACCCCCAUGAGUGGACGCUGGUUUAUGUGGCGUAACGAUGACGAAUGUGUUGACAGCAACUUCAGAGUGGAUAACACCAGAAGAUGA